Messenger RNA from [Torrubiella] hemipterigena, 6928 nucleotides. The record is from the annotation of a GenBank genome assembly. NCBI's taxonomy places the organism in Eukaryota, Fungi, Ascomycota, Sordariomycetes, Hypocreales, Clavicipitaceae.
ACGCUUAGCGUGUGAAGGGAUGAAACGAGUUUCAGGGUCGCACAUGGCGUAUCUGCCAGCACGUCGCUAACCUGUGGGAAGUGCGACUUUGCUUCCUGCUUCGUUGAACCUUCCAAUUACAACAGCAGUGAAGAUAAACAUUUCUCCAUAGGAGACAAGCCGGAAAACCGCCUACUGUCCUAUUGUAUAUUGUUCGCCGACGUUACGCCCCUAAGCCUCAUGCUGCAAUACACACAACAAUCGAUAUACUAGGCGACAUUGGCCAACAAGUAUCGCCUUACACCACCUAUAUCCUUUUAUUUCUUUUUGGAUACAACUCUGUCCUUGCUCAAGAAUAUCUUCCAUUUUUGUCAUGGCUACCACCAGCCUACAUUCCGUGGCUGCUGGAUGGCAACGACCUGGUCAAGUCCAUCCACAGCCAGGACAAAAACUGGCAGACCUCGUCUCCAAAUUCGAGGGCCUUGAGAAAAAGCCAAAGAGACCAUCCGUUCCAUCGGAAGUGAAACUUAAGCCUGUUAACACCAAACCGCCUGGAACCGAUUCCUUAUCUCUGUCUCGAAGUGCGACCAGCAGCUCUCAAACUGGGAGAGCUGAGGCCAAGGAUUCAACUCCAUCUUCAGUCAAAUCACAAUCACUGCAUAUAGUGGGAGGAAAAAGCAGAAAGGAAUCGCUACAUUCGUCGGGGAUUACGAAACUUGCGACCUGGAAGCUCCAGCCUAAAGUCGAGAUCAAAGCACCCACCUAUGCAAAGGGUAACAUGCCAACUUCAGUGGCAGAAAGAAGAAAGGCAUUUGAAUGGAUUGAAAAUGGCACCAAAGAUCAAGCUCGAGCUCCCCGUUCGCCACUUCGACCCAUGGCCAAGUCAUGUUCAAACCUAAGUACACCUACUAAGGCUAUCAUUUUCAAGUCUACAAUAUCAAUUCAAGAGAAUGAGAAUAGUACCGGUAUCAAAAACUCUCAAGAGGUGCAAGGCCCAAGCGCGCCGGCGGCUCUUGUAAAUCAGGAACCUCGUAACACUUUCCAAGACAGUUCCCUUCGACUGACUGCGACGAUCUCCGAUGAAAUUCAACAAAACCAACCUAUUGAUAAAAAUGAAUCGAAAAUAGGAGACCCGAGUUUGGCGGAUAUAGCAGGCCUCCAAGAACAAGUUAUGUCAUCUUCCAAUAUCUCCACUUCGCCUAGGCUGCCAACCGGCGAUGAGCAUGUUAUCGGAGCCUCUGUGGAAGAAAAAGACACGGAUUUAAUGCUCAUAGAACCUUCAAAAACUCCCAAACAUAGUGCUGGUUCUCCUCAUGAGACACUCGAAAAUCAAACCACAAAUCAGGUCAGCACAAGCCCGGCCGCGUCGAGUCUUAACACACCAAUAUUCACCGAGGAUGAGAUUGAAACACUGUUCUCUAAGCUAAGUGAAGAGCCAAUUUUUGGACAGAAAAAUAAUCACAACUAUAUUUGCUCGUCUAAGUCGCAUGGAGCUUUGCUGCACUCUGGCUACCAAACCGAUGCAGACCUCGGAAGUACUCUCCCACGUUCUGCCACUACAGAGAUUGAUACAAGUAUAAAGCGACACGAACUUGGACCAUGUUAUCAACAGGAGCUAAGCAAGAGAGAAUCUACUCUUGAGUCGCAAUGGACGAAGGGGUGGUUUCCCCGGCGGGAUCGAGGGCAGAGGCCAAGUCUAUCCCAUCAGGUGGCACAUGCGGAUGAGACAAAGAAGAUACCUGUUCGAACGAAGGAGACAAUUGGGCUUUUUGAAUCCUUGACAUAUAAAACAUCAAGUUCAGUGCUACUAUCGAAGCCACCACCUCCAUCCAGUUUCGUUAGCUCCGAAUUGGCAGACGAAAUGCCACCACCGACUGAUACCCGGAUGGACAAGCCGAAGGCAACAUCACGCGGAUGGUCAGGUUCCUGGAAUCGUAGGAGUCAAAGAAGGGGUGCAGGAGUAACUGGAAUGGAUACUACAAAGCACGAUGGUACAAGCCGAAAGCGAAAAACUUGGACCUUAGGGAUCGCAAAAGCUGACCUUAGCGACCGUGAGGAUUGCCAGCAGAUUGAUAGUGCUGAUGAAGGUGGCCCCAAAACGAGAUCGAAGCGAAUCAUAUCCAGCAGGUAUUGGUCUGAUAGGAUAGGGAACCGAUCAGAAUUAGCUCCUCAUGCCGCCAAAACUCAACACGGCAUCAGAGAGAUACAUAUUGAGGAUGUGACGCAGGAUAAAAUGCUAUUCAUGGAAGCAGAUAUGAAUUCCAUACAAGUUCCUCGCACGCGAGCUCGGCGAUGGUUCUCUCGCAGUACUAAGAAUAUUGUGUUGGGAUCAACCGCCGAACUAAAAACGCCUAUGCCGAGAAGAGGGAGCGAAGUACGGCGCAUUAUUAGCCUGUGUAAGGGAAAGGUUGUUGGGCACUGGCAAGAAUCCGAAGACGGAUGCAAACAUGGAGAGGGACAAACUUGAUACACUGUAUACAUUUGAUGGGAAGAGUUGAUGGAAAGAGACGACGAUAUUCCUAUAGGCCGAGAGGCUGCAUUGUACUUCUGUAACACUAAAAAGCAAUAUGUCUUAAAUGAAGAGGGUGUAUUCUUAAAUUACACCGGUAUUUCCUGCCGUAUUCCAUAAGGAAGACUCAGAAAGGUCAUGUAGUUCCUGUAUGAUGUUGGCGUCUUGGCCAAACCUGUCACGAAACUAGGCACAAUCUCAAGCAGUUUUUUCAAGUGAAUUCCUGAUCGUAGAACCGGAAGCAAAACGAUCAAUUUGCGAAAGCUCGAGAUCAAUAGGAUCGCUGAUGGUUCUUGGAUGGGAUAUACUUCCUUCGUGAUACAAUGUCCCGUGUGAUCGACUAGUGAUUUCAUGGUUGAAGUCGGUGUAUCUGUCAAUCUUGGGUCCAGCAGGUGGCUAGUUUGAGUGUGAAGCAAAUGGACGUUUGACGAAGGUUAAAGACACAUCAGAAGGAGUUUGGUAAUUUGAGCCACUGUUGGCACUUCCAUCCAGCAUAGAAGAAGCCGAAAUGCGUUGGGCUGCAAGAGAACCAAGUGGAAGAAUGAUGACAACUGAUGUAACGGUAAGAGACCCCACCUCAAAAUCUAUACCUUUGGACCAUUCCAAACCAGCGAAGACGGCUAGAUAGAUUAGCGGCGAAUGACACAAGCUUAAAUUGAGUCGACUUACAUGGUAUAAGCAUGAGAACACCGUUGGCCAUGAUGAGAACCUCCAUUGGAGUAACUGUUGAGCGAUUGGGCAGAAUGCCUCGAUUUGAAAUCAUGUGGAAGAGAAGCUUCGCGUUGAAUAUGGCGCAGAACCAGAAGAUAGAAGCGGUGUUCAUGAUAAUGGCCCAGUUGAAGCCCCACGAGAAGUAUACGGGGGGGAUCAGGGUGAUGAUUGCUCGAUUUUGAAUAACAACGAGAGCAAAACGGCUACCUAAAGUAAGAAGAGUCACGAUGACUGAAGUGACCGAGACAGUGUACUUGACUGAAGGAGGCCAGAAGGUGACCAUGGUCCACGCUUGGCUCAUAAGAGCAGCUUCUGUUACCGCAACCUGUACCAUAGAAAACGUGGUUGCAACGACCGCAAUACGAGUAUCAGAGGCUGGGAUGUUUCGAUAAUCUUGGGCCCAAGUCUCAUAAAAUCGGUUGGCAUGAGCAUGCAUGCUGGUGUACAAAAGACUCAUCCUGACGAUGGAAAUGACCAGACCGGAAAUAUGGAGGAUUGUAAGCAGGCGUCUCAAUUUGACAGACGGGGUCAUGAAUAGGACGACAAAUAGCAUGACAACCGUCGCUCCUAGCUGCGCUCCGUAGUUGGCACUGGUCGCAAGGUUGGAGUCGUUGUAGAAAUCUAUGUCGGGUAUUGGGAUUGCGAUGCUUGUUAUUCCGUCCGAAGCAAGAAUGGUGGCAUUUUGCGUAUAAGGAUCGAAGGAAGAUUGAAGAGGAAGCUGUUCCAUAUUCAGAUGCUUGACGUCCAGCGUCUUGAAGUGGAUGGAGGCUAUUGGGAAGUUGAUUGGUGGAAUUGAGAAACCAAUCCAAGAUGGUGUAAGAGAAGACGUUGCCAACUAGUCAAAUGAAAGCAGAAAUAUAAGGAACAUAAAAUGAUCAAAGAUAAUUAUUAGAAUUGAAGAGCUAGGCAGAGUCGGCUAGAUAUAUAGGUUGGUGGAAGCAGUAGGAAGACUUGCAGCCAUUGUCCACAGCCAACUUGUAUGUUGUCACAAAACUGACCACGCUCUGUUCCAUUACUGACAAUCCUUUUACAUUUUAAAUGCUUUCACAAUCGGAGGAAUCCCGAUGCUCGCGGCUCGUCUCCUAUGCUGAAUGGCAAGCUGCCGCAUGUAUUGUGUACUUGGACGGCUCAGAUGGUGGCGGCGGGGCCUGGGGCCUUAGUAUUGUUCUUGCGGGGCGCCUUAGUAUUGUGGUGGACGGAAUUGCAACGCCAGAUCCCGUGUAAUGCUAGCUGUGGGAGGUACAUGUACUUUUGGAGUAAAUAGAGUUUUUUGGGGGGAUUCUCUCUUUGGAAGAUUUGUAUAGGAUGUAGCCUUGGUUGUGGGAGAUGGGUCGGCGCAAUGUUGACUAGUCGUGCCUGGUAGAAGCAGCGCCCGCCUAGGUUCAAGGACUCCAAGUAGCGUUUUAUAAUCAACGUUGCUAUCAUUUCCAGAAAUCUGAAUGGAAUUAUCUUAUUCUAGAUGCUGUCUUUAUGUUUUGUUGCUGCUGCCGCCCAGGCGUGAUCCUUUUCUCAGCACUGAGACAAGUAAGUCAGGGUCCUGGUAGCCCAGUGGUGCAUUAAAAGCCACGACAACAGAGAACAAUGCUAAGCCCACCUCUAGAGGCUGUUUGCUUAAUAUUCGACCUGUUGCCAGCGGGAGCUUGCUUGCCGCUCGUCGUUCCGCUGCUAGUUGCCGCGCCCCCCUCGAUAGGCCAUUCUGCAUAUGUACUAUGCCUAGUUAGCCCUGUAUUCGUCUACACGCGGGCUGGUAACAUGCCCAUCCCCUCUCCAAUCUUCUUAGCUAGAGCCUUUUUCAAGUACCAUUCUCUGGCUAGUGAUCUUGUCCUCUUGGCGAAGACCGCUGGUGUGAUUUUUCCCUUCUCCAAGGCACGCCCUAGCAUAAAAAUGGCAUCUCCCAGUGCCCGUUCUUCCGCGACUAGCGCGUAGAGUUGAUUUGCUACCACGGUUGGUGCUACCAGCAGCUCAUCAAUAUCGGGCUUGGAGUGGUUGCGCGAUCCAUCAAUGAUUGCAUCUGCCUUGUGCAUAGCAUCGUGGAGGAUGUUAGUGUUCGAGGUUAAUACAUUUGAAAGUUGAGUAAGUUGGCUAGCCUCUGAUUGAAGAGCCGAAAUGGCUCCAGUCAUGGCUGCACGUUGAGCGUUCAAGCCCGCCAUGCUCGAUUCAUUCUGCUGGCGGCUCUGUUGGCGCAUAGCGGCCAGAGUAUAUGCAAGUUGCCGGAGCAGAGCAUCUUUUUCCGGAUUAGGAGGAAUAGGAGGUGCCUUUACUAUUGACGGUGGUGGAAUGUCUAGUGUUAGGGGAUCAUCAAGUAAUAAGUCUGCAGGGGGAGGGGGAGGCUGGUGCUGCUGCGGUUGGGUGUUUGAAAACGGAACUGACCCAUGGUUAUGAUAUGCCACAGGGUGGCGGCCAUGGUCCUGAUUUCCCUGAACUGACUGUUCCUGCUGGCUACCCCAUGCGCCAGUCUGCCGGACUGGUGUCCAUUGUCCUUGACUGUAUGAGGGGGCUCCAUCCAAAUUUUCCACGGCUUGGAGCUCCAUGGGUUGAUUGCCGUGUAUGGAGUGCUGCAAUGACGCACUGGGGUGAUGGCGUUCCUCUGGAGGCGAUUGAUAUGCUACGGGAUGUUGAGAGGCUCGACUGCCAGGCGGAGGUGGAGGCUGCUGAUGCGACAGAUGGGUUUGUGGGGGGAGAGGUGGCGCAGACUCAUAUCUUGAGGGAAUCCGUGAUUGGGGCGUCUGUUUUGGCAAAGGUGGCUGUGGAGGCCCUGCGGAUAAUGAAGAACCUAUGGCGUGGUGAGGCGACUUCGGUGGAGGACGAGGCCCAGCCGUAGAAGCUGACGUGGUAGAACUCAGGUAUUCAUUCGGCCGUGCUGUCGUAUCUUGUGAUAACCGGGGAGGAGGAGGAGGCGGGGGGGACGCGAUUUGACUCGGGGUUGCAGGAGUUGGUCUGCCUUGUUGUCGCGCAACCACCGGCGGUUCUUUGGCGAAUACGUCUGUUAAUAUUGCCAUGAAGUCUUGCAGGGUUGAUUUCUAUGUGAUUUGUGAGUCUUUUUUCAUGCAAAAGUCCAUAUAAUGUCAACUUACAUCCCAAAACUGCGCCCAUCCAACAAGAUACGGGUGGUAUACUUGGCCUUGCGGGUCAACAUGUUGGCCGGGCCGCACUGUCAUGGUUUCGGUGGGAGUGACAUAUAUGAGAGGUGGCUCUCGCGGGUAAGCGUGAGGUACCCAUACUGAGAGAGGAAAUCUAUACGUGUUGCCGCGGAAGUUGACGGGUAUUGUGCCAGAGAGAUGGAGGAGCAAGGCGCUGGAGCCAUUGGAAAAUGCUGUCACUCGUUAGACCUCCAGUGCGAUGUUCCUCUAGCAGUUCGCUUACUAUGGACGUCGGUUCGGGGGGACAAAGAUGGAUAUCGAGUUAAAACUUGUGCGACAUCGUCAUAACAGCGGUUCACAUCGUGAUAUUCCUGCGCAGUGGUUAAUUUAUGUUCCUCAGAGUUGCUCACGCAAACGUACGCUAGUUAGGACACUAUACAGCCAGUUCAGCACGUGCUGCUGAACAGGCAUUUUGACAGUGAGUUAAAAUAAAAUUCAACGGUCCAUAUAUAUGGCACUAUAGAAUUAACCAAGUGAGGCCACAGUGUUGUGCGCUUUGUAAGGUGACGUUGUUAAUAGCUAGGCCUCACGAGGUUACGUAGCUGCUGGGUCGCCCAAGACGCGGGGCGGGGACUAGUUGACUUUUGGC